Molecule: messenger RNA, 636 nt
Organism: Phytophthora nicotianae INRA-310
Lineage: Eukaryota; Oomycota; Peronosporomycetes; Peronosporales; Peronosporaceae
Exons: 7
Coding region: 1-636 (211 amino acids)
Source: RefSeq, a predicted model, not a curated record
AUGGUGAAUCAGACUAACAUCAAGUGUGCUGCUACCAACCUGAAGCUCUUCCUGGUGAAGAAGAGCGACGCCUGGUUGCCGCACAACGAAAACCUGGACAUGUUGCUUCAAAGCAAAAUCGAUACUUCGUCAUAUUUGCGCAUGCGUGGGUCGUGGAAGCUAAGCAGACCAGAACUUUUUGGGCCUGGCGUAUCGCUCGACGAGUUUCGACUCGACAGUCUGUCUACAACGCGACAGAGUGUCGACCCAAUUGUGAUGACACCUACCGUGCACAAGAUCUGGAAGGGAUUCGGCGAAUUCCCACCAUACUAUUUCGUUCGGAUGGAACAAGUGGUGUUCUGGAAGGUAAUCAAGAAACUGUUGUUCGGCGAGGAUCGCGUUGUGAUAGUAGGCUCACCAAGUGUAGGAAAGUCCUGCUUUCUUAUGCUGCUUCCGUUCUACCGCGUGUUUCGAAAAGAGAAAGAUGAAGCCGAGGACGCGAAGAACGAGGUUAUCGAAGCUGGUCUGCGCAAGAUCAAGCGGCAGAACACACCAUGGCCAAAACUUGUUAAGAAACAGUAUUUCUACAGUGGUGGGAGUUUGCGAAGUGCCAGCUUCCAUCGAGUCCCGGAACACCUGGAGCCUGAAGCAAAUUGA